AUGACGAGAAAGAACUUCCAGCUCGUUCUCGCUGGCAUCGCCCAAGCGCGCCAGGAGGCCAAAGUUGCGGCAUUGAAUUUCGGGGUAGUCUUCGGCGAGAUGAAAAAGCGAGGGUUUUCCCAUCUUCUACAAGAGAUUGCCGUCGCAAAGCAGCAUACCAAGACUGCUGAACUGGCCAAGCGUCUGCAACUCAUUCAAAUGGAGGCACAAGAAGCUGGCAUCGAUCUGGAAAGUAUAUGCGCGAUGCCCGUGGUUAUGCCGCAGGUGGUUCCAGUUACGGGCGACAUCUCGCGAUGUUCGGACAGCAUUACGAUGGCAAUCCCGGUUCCGAAGGAGCAAUGA
Phytophthora sojae is the source of this 342-nucleotide messenger RNA. RefSeq lists its product as hypothetical. Lineage: Eukaryota; Oomycota; Peronosporomycetes; Peronosporales; Peronosporaceae. The transcript has a single exon. The coding region runs from base 1 to 342 and encodes 113 amino acids. The record is from RefSeq and is a predicted model, not a curated record.